Messenger RNA from Ambispora gerdemannii, 1954 nucleotides. The record is from the annotation of a GenBank genome assembly. NCBI's taxonomy places the organism in Eukaryota, Fungi, Glomeromycota, Glomeromycetes, Archaeosporales, Ambisporaceae.
GGAAAAAAAAGGCAUCACAAAAAAAGCUCUAAAAGAAAUUUCAGAAACCGAUCAUGCUCCUGAGAUGCAAAUUGGAAAACAUGAUGUGAAGGUUGACAUGUGGGGUGUUGGAUUUUUAAUUAAUUCAUCUGAAAUAAAUAAUAUUGAUUCAGAACUUAAAAGUUUUGCAAGAAGGUUGUGUGAUGAUGCUCCAAAAAGACGACCAAAUGCUUUAGAUGUAUAUGGUGAGGCAAUAAAGAUAUUUAAGGAGUUUCCGAAUGAUAAAUGGCUGGAAAAAGUUGAAACCGACAAUGUACGACCAAAUGCUUUAGAUGCAUAUGGUGAGGCAAAAUUCGUUUCGAGCGCAAAGAGACAUGAUGUGUUGAGUCGAGCCAACACCUUGGUUCUGGCAGCGACCGCCGAAGCGAUAAAGAAAUUGAGGAGAGUUGAGAGAAUUUCCUUUGAAUGCGAUUACGCUCCGCAGUUUUUGACGGUUGAAGAGCACGUCACUGCGUUGGACAGACCUGUACUAUCGGCUAGUUAUGAGGAUUUCGACUUCCGUUUUGGGCAUCGGGAAACUUACAAGUUGAUUAUAGCCCCCGAGACGGUGAUGGGUAGAUUCAAAGCCCUUAUGACUCGUCGUUUUGUUAAGUCCAGUAGCAGCAAAUCUGGAGAUUGCGUGGAGAAUUUUUUAAAAGACUACUUGUUUCCAAAUGUACCACUGUUAAUUGGGCCAGAGUUGACUGCUAGCUGGCGUGUGAGAAAAGAAUGGGUAGUUGAAGAUAAAAAAGAUAUGGAAAAGGAAGAAAAACAUGGGAUCCCAAACUUUGAAUUUCUUAUUUCCAAGUUCGGAGAUGCGCAAGUAUGUGUAGCUGAUUGCUCGCAACGAUAUUUCACGGAUCAAGUCAGAUCGACUAUGUUAUUUAGAGAUUUUGUUGAUAAAUGGAGAAAAGGGCGAAGAGACGAAGAAGGAACAUUGUCUCCUUCUGACCCUGAAACAAAAAAGUCAUUGCUAUAUUUGAAAGACUGGCACUUCGUAAAGGCUUUCCCUGAAUACGAUGCGUAUGAAAUUCCAUCGAUUUUCAAAGACGACUGGAUGAAUGAAUUCUGGUUAUCACACACAAACGAUGACUACCGUUUUGUAUACAUGGGCGGAGACCGAACAUUCACUCCACUACAUUGUGACGUUUACCAUUCCUAUUCAUGGUCAUCAAACAUUUGCGGAACAAAGAAAUGGACACUAUUUCCACCGGGUCAAGAAUCCUUGUUCAAAGAUAACUUAGGAAACAUGAUAUAUGAUGUACGUCAUCAUAUUGACGAAGAUCACGAUCUUAAUAUAAAUAACGAAGAGAAGGACAUCAUAUCAAAAAAUCAAUUUCCAAAUUUUAAAAAAGCACAUCGAAUAAUAGUUUGCCAGAAUGCUGGCGAGACGCUUUUUGUUCCGUCCUCAUGGUAUCACAUGGUCGAGAAUAUUGGUGACUGUAUCUCGAUAAAUCACAAUUGGGCUCAGUCUACUGCUUUUCCGUUUUUGUAUGAAUCGCUGAAUACGGAUCUGGCAGAAGUCGAGUACGCAAUACGUGAUUUGAAAAGUGAGAUGAGUGAAUUGGAAUUUGUCGAGUCUUGUCAACGGUUAUUGCUGAUCAAUUCAGGAUGGGAUUGGAUUGUGUUUUGGAGAUUGAUUUCUUGUGUUUCUCGUAGACUGAUAAAAAUUUACCACGAUAUCCAUGAGAAUAAUAGUAAGACAGUGACAACCGAAAAGCAACGUUGUGAUAAUCAGUCAUGGGAAAUACCACCACUUUCAUUACAACCACCUCUCGUAUUCAUUUUUCAAAUUUUGCAUAAUGUGAUUCAUGAUUAUUUAGACCAACCGCUUGUCAGGCAGUAUCUAACUGAACAAUUCAGAUCUGAGCAAAAUGAAGAAAAAGCAUUUGGUAUAGUGCACGAAAUCGAUGAAAUAUAUUCGAAAUUAAAAUAA